Molecule: messenger RNA, 261 nt
Organism: Lichtheimia ornata
Lineage: Eukaryota; Fungi; Mucoromycota; Mucoromycetes; Mucorales; Lichtheimiaceae
Exons: 1
Coding region: 1-261 (86 amino acids)
Source: RefSeq, a predicted model, not a curated record
AUGCAUACGAACGAUUGUCCUGCUCCAGCCCAUCAUCUCCAUCCUUCAACUUUCUUGAUUCGAGAGGAUGUGAUUGACCAACCUUCAAACAAAGAAGUAUCAUUCAAGGCCAUCAGAAAAUCAAAGUUAAUUUCCAGCUCUUCCACUCCCAGCUCUAUUGUCUUCCAUUCACAACUCUUGCUCAUUCAAGUACAACUACCACCUGCGAACAAUUGUACUGCUUCAGCCCAUCAUGUCGCUCCUGCAGCUGUCUUGAAGUGA